AUGCAGCAGCUGCUUCAACAGCAGUAUCAGCAGCAGAGAUUAUUAUCAGUCUUUCUCACUCAUACAGAGAUGCAAGAGUUUCAAAAAAAACCCCAGCCCAAUCCUGCAUAUAAAGAGGAAUCGAUCAAUGCAUUGUGGGCGACAGCAAGGGCACACGGACAAAAACAACCAUCGCACGAGGAGAGUCCUCGCCAGCUUCCUCUCGCCAAGCCAGUCUGGAUCGAAGCGUCUCACCUUCUCCUCCUCCACCUCCGUCUCGCCCUUCUCGCCCUCCUCCUCUCCUCGGCCGUCCGCCAAUCCACGUUCUCAGGCCAGCGACGGCUUGUCACAGAUCUUGCGCCGCCGCAUGUUUCGAGUUGCGGCCAGAGCCAAUCAGGGCCCAUAGCCGCCGAUCUUUGUUUUACCUUUCGCUGGGCCUCCAAGGUUCAAACCUCACCCACUCCUUCAACCUCGGGAUUUCAUAGUGUUGCUCCGCCUGAGGUUGUCGUUGUUGUUGCUGUUGCUGUUGUCACUGGUGGUGUUUCCAGCGGUGUCGCCUUCACGGUCCGUUCGUUAUUCAACUCCGCACGCCCCGCCAGCUCUACAGGCCUCCACUUCGCUUCGAUCGAACCCUCUCCGACAUUUGUGCCUUUCCCGGGCACCUCUUCCUAG
This is a messenger RNA of Histoplasma capsulatum G186AR, 651 nucleotides long. RefSeq lists its product as uncharacterized. NCBI's taxonomy places the organism in Eukaryota, Fungi, Ascomycota, Eurotiomycetes, Onygenales, Ajellomycetaceae. The coding region runs from base 1 to 651 and encodes 216 amino acids. The transcript has 4 exons. The record is from RefSeq and is a predicted model, not a curated record.